Molecule: messenger RNA, 2108 nt
Organism: Meriones unguiculatus (Mongolian gerbil)
Lineage: Eukaryota; Metazoa; Chordata; Mammalia; Rodentia; Muridae
Exons: 2
Coding region: 620-1255 (211 amino acids)
Source: RefSeq, a predicted model, not a curated record
UACCAGUAAUUAUGCUGAGGUGGGAGGCAGGGACAGAACCGUGGUAGAAUUCUGAUAGUUUUCUUUUUCUUAUCAGUUACAUUUUACUAACUCUGUAUCCCAGCUGUAUCCCGCUCCCUCAUUGCCUCUCUCCCUCCCUCAUCUCCUCCCUCCCUCAACUCCUCCCUCCCUCAUCUCCUCCCUCCCUCAUCUCCUCUCUCCCUCAUCUCCUCCCUCCCUCAUCUCCUCUCUCCCUCAUCUCCUCCCUCCCUCAUCUCCUCCCUCCCUCAUCUCCUCUCUCCCUCAUCUCCUCCCUCCCUCAUCUCCUCCCUGCCCCUUUCCAACUCCACCGAUUGAGGGGGACCUCCUCCCCUUCCAUCUGACCCUGUUUUAUCAGGUAUCUUCAGGACUGGCUGCAAAGUCGUCCUCUGUGGCCUAGCAGGGCUGCUCCUCUGAUAGUUUUUCUAUGUGUCCCUGGAGAGAGAGAGAGAGAGAGAAGGUCCACUCGGGUAUGAACCUAGCAGGUGCAAACAGCUGGCUUUUCGGACAGAGAUGACCCAGAAUUUAACAUCUUAGUUAGCAGCCCUUCCUACAAAGGCGGGAUGCAGAAGGCCGCCCGUGUGUUUGUUCCGCAGGCUAAAUGAACUUCACUCCCAGCACCAUCAACCACCGCGGAGCCGCAGCGCAGGGUCUGGAGAUGCCCUUCCUAUCUAUCUACCCAAGAACUUUGAAAGCAUGCUCACUGAAGAGGCUACAUGUGAAUUUGAACGCUGCACCAUCUGUAAAAAACAGGAAUGACUGUCAGCUGGUGUGCAUGAUAAACAACUGCUGCGGUCCGAGAGAUGGCUCGGUGUGCAAAGGGCCGGCUGUGCAAGCAUCAGGACCUGAGUUCAGUCCCCCGCACCUACAGCACAGGCAGGGUAGCGUGCAUCUGUGGACCUGCUGUGGGACCUCUGAGAUUUCCCACAAGCCUGCCAGCAGCCUGCUCAGUAACCACAGAGAACAAGAGGGCCUGUGCCCCACAGGGCAGAAAGCCAGGACCAGGACCCGCUACUGCCCUCUGACGCCACACCCAUCCAGGGAGUGCACAUGCGUGCACAUGUCAGCGUCCUUGGCCAUCAGAAGACGACACAGACGAGGCAGAGGAGUCCUGCCAGUAGAGCGUCCAUCAGGCUUCCUUGCUGGUGUGGCAAAAGCGGCUGGAACUGAGUGGCGUGGCUGCCUCGCUCUGUGCGCGGCGAUUUCCAGCAGCACACGGACUCACACCAAGAGCUAACGGAAACGGGGUCUGAGCAAACCCGCCACCUCCUAAGGACAACAGCUUCCAAAUGGAGCUGUAACCAGGGAGUGAGCUCCCCCAACACGGCGCUGUGGUCCCCACUGUACCUGCUUGAACUGCCACUGAAUGAUUUAAAAAAAAAAAAAAACAACUCAGAAUACAGAUGAAGAGCUAAACGAAAGUAGGAAGCUCCUGGACGACAGGAAUGAGAAAUUCAUCAGAGAUGAAGACCUGGGGCGGGGAAAAACAACCAGGCCACAGAAAUGAAGAGUUCAUUAAGUCAAAUGAAAAAUUUAGCCAGCAGUCUGCAACAGAGGAGAGUGAGGGAAAGAAAGAGUAACUGAGCUGGAAGACCAGUCCUUUGAAAUAUCAGUCCAACAGGAAAGGGAAGAGGGAAAAGCAGCAGCAGUCGAAAUUGCAGGAGGCCACUAACAGCCUGAGGGAAGGCAGCAAGGGCUGAGAGCAAGCUGUGACGGAGCGAAGGCAGAGAAACCCUCUCAUAAAAAACAAAACAACACAACAACAAAACAGAUUAGUUGAAUGAACUGAAAGAAUCCAAGACCCAAUAACAUAUCAUUAAGGGAUCAUCAAAAAGAAUCAACAAUUAUAAAUCACUAUGCACCCAAUGCUGUGACCCAAUUACAGAAAACAAAAAUCAAUCCUUGGGGGCGGGGCACAAGGAGCUGAAAAUCCCAGGACCCCAAGGCUGCCAUAGCAGGAUGACAAAUCAGACAAUCUCAAAAAACAAAAACAGAAAACCAAACACGAGAAAGGAGACAUUACCACCUAUAUCAUGGAAAUACAAAUGAUUAGAGAUUAUUUUGAAAGGUGGUACAUUAACAUAUUGAAA